Brassica napus (rape) is the source of this 1960-nucleotide messenger RNA. RefSeq names its product NAD(H) kinase 1-like. Gene Ontology annotation, biological process: NAD+ metabolic process; NADP+ biosynthetic process. The transcript is spliced from 11 exons. Gene Ontology annotation, molecular function: NAD+ kinase activity. The coding region runs from base 187 to 1773 and encodes 528 amino acids. Lineage: Eukaryota; Viridiplantae; Streptophyta; Magnoliopsida; Brassicales; Brassicaceae. The record is from RefSeq and is a predicted model, not a curated record.
AAAUUCAAAGCGAUUACUGUUUGGUUUCACCAAAAAGUUGGAAGAUGCUCACGACUCUUCCUUCCUUCCUUUGUUCCCAUUUUCUCAAAUAUAUAUAUAUAAAGCUGCCGUCUCGAGAAGAUUAUAAAUCCAUAAGCUUCUUCUUCGUCUUCGUCGUGUGACCCGCACUUCCAUCCAUAGAAUUCAAUGUCGACCUACAAGCUCAAUCACACUGAUUCAUUUGGAAAGGGAGGAGAUGCAAACGGUUUGCGCUCAAACCAAGAAAACGGUUUCAGUAAUUUGUCUUCUCUAGCUCAGUCAGAGAAAGCUGUUCAGGAGUUUCUUAUUCAGCAGACUCCUAUGCAGGCUAAUGAUGAUCAUCUCAUUGAGUUCUCAGAGGCUUUGAGAACUGUUGCAAAGGCUUUAAGAGGAUCUUCUGAAGGAAAAGCAUUGGCUCAAGCUGAAGCUGCUGAAUGGAAACGGAGAUAUGAGUUGGAGAGGUGCAAGAAUCUAGAGUUGCUUCUUAAAGCACCUUCGAAUGGAGUGUGUGCUGAUGAAUCUAAUAGCAAUGGGAUGAUGGAUCAUUCAGCCAAGUCUCCGCGGCUUCAUGUUCAGGAAAACGGGAAUUCCUUGGAGCGUAUUUGCGCUCAUGAAGUGCUUCAAGAUUGUGAACCUAACAGUCCUAAUGGCUGUAACAACAAAUUGAAGCGAAAGGCAUCAUUUAAGCUUUCCUGGGGAUGCAAGGGGCAGACUAAUGAUCAACACAAAAAAGAAAUCGUCUCUUUUGAGAGCGGCAAUAUCACAACACCAGAUCGCAGUAGUAAACAGAUUUCACUGACAUGGGAGUCCAGUCCACAGACUGUUAUUAUCUUCACUAAGCCUAAUUCAACUUCUGUACGAGUUCUUUCUGUGGAAAUGGUCAGAUGGUUGAGAGAUCAUAAAGGACUAAAUGUCUACGUGGAACCACGAGUGAAGGCAGAACUUUUAUCUGAAUCAAGUUCCUUCGACUUUGUUCAAACUUGGGAAGAUGACAAAGAAAUUUCACUUCUACACCCAAAGGUUGACCUUGUUAUAACUCUUGGUGGUGAUGGUACUGUUCUAUGGGCAGCGUCGAUGUUCAAAGGACCAGUGCCUCCAAUUGUUCCAUUUUCCAUGGGAUCUCUUGGAUUCAUGACUCCUUUCCACAGCGAACAAUACCGAGAUUGUCUUGAAUCGGUUCUGAGGGGUCCACUCAGUAUAACACUACGACACAGGUUGCAGUGUCACAUCAUCAGAGAUAAAGCAAGGCAUGACUACGAGACAGAAGAGACUAUGCUUGUUUUGAAUGAAGUCACCAUCGACCGUGGGAUAUCUUCUUACCUCACAAACCUUGAAUGCUACUGCGACAACUCGUUUGUCACAUGUGUGCAAGGCGAUGGACUAAUACUCUCUACAACAUCUGGUAGCACCGCUUACUCACUUGCAGCUGGAGGAUCAAUGGUCCAUCCACAGGUUCCUGGGAUCUUGUUCACACCAAUCUGUCCGCAUUCUCUGUCUUUCCGCCCACUGAUAUUACCGGACCAUGUGACAGUGAGAGUGCAGGUGCCAUUCAACAGCAGAGGCUCCGCGUGGGUGUCGUUUGAUGGGAAAGGACGGAAACAACUUGAAGCAGGGGAUGCACUAGUGUGUAGCAUGGCACCCUGGCCUGUCUCAACCGCUUGCCAGGUUGAAUCCACUCAUGAUUUCCUUCGCAGCAUCCAUGACGGUCUUCACUGGAACCAAAGAAAGAUUCAAUCUUCUGACGGCCCUCAGUGACACUUGAACAAAUUUAUCCGAGAAUUCUACUCCUUCUAAACCAUAUACACAGUCCUGACUUCUAUAAAUCUAUAUGCAUAGAGACAAAGAUGUAGUAUCUGGUUUCUAUACAUUGGUGGGUAUAAUAAAGAAAAUGUAGUAUGAUUGAUUAUUCAAAGUUAAUGAAUCAGAGAUGUUUCUGUGCUAA